Messenger RNA from Ilex paraguariensis (yerba mate), 822 nucleotides. The record is from the annotation of a GenBank genome assembly. Lineage: Eukaryota; Viridiplantae; Streptophyta; Magnoliopsida; Aquifoliales; Aquifoliaceae.
AUGAGCUUUGUUUUCCGAGGGACUAGAGCAGAUGUAGAAUCUGGAUUUCCAGGAUUUAUUCCUGAGAGGCGUGCUGUGCGUGUUCAUGCAGCUCGACCAGUUAAUACCAACUCACUUGCUUUUCUAGUCACAGUUCUGUUGCUGUUCAUGAUCCUAAACUCACACCAAUUGUCACCUAAUUUUCUGCUCUGGCUGGUACUUGGUGUCUUUUUGAUGGCAACAAGCCUUAGGAUGUAUGCAACUUGUCAGCAACUGCAAGCACAGGCCCAAGCUCAUGCAGUUGCAGCAAGUGGCCUUCUUGGUCACACUGAGUUGCGGUUGCAUAUGCCACCAUCCAUAACACUUGCAACAAGAGGUCGAUUGCAAGGUCUUAGGCUCCAACUUGCACUUCUUGACCGGGAAUUUGAUGAUUUAGAUUAUGAAACUUUGAGAGCACUGGAUGCCGAUAAUGUUCCCACAGCUACUUCAAUGACUGAGGAAGAGAUAAAUUCUCUUCCAGUUCAUAAAUACAAGGUUGCUGGCCCUCAAAGUACUGGCUCACCAAUGCACCAGGCUUCAUCUUCAGCGAUAGCUGAGAAGAAGCAAGAGACUAUCAAUGGGAGCAUAAAAGCCUCGGACGAUGAUCUGACUUGCAGUGUUUGCUUGGAGCAAGUUAAUGUGGCAGAACUUAUCCGUAGCUUGCCAUGCUUGCAUCAGUUCCAUGCUAAUUGCAUUGACCCGUGGCUCCGGCAGCAGGGGACAUGCCCUGUUUGUAAAUUCAAGGCUGGGUCAGGAUGGCAUGAGAAUGGACUUACAGAUAUGGAUGCAUCUUACAUGGUGUAA